Messenger RNA from Pleuronectes platessa (European plaice), 998 nucleotides. RefSeq names its product salivary glue protein Sgs-3. The transcript has 3 exons. Bases 175 to 570 code for a protein of 131 amino acids. The record is from RefSeq and is a predicted model, not a curated record. NCBI's taxonomy places the organism in Eukaryota, Metazoa, Chordata, Actinopteri, Pleuronectiformes, Pleuronectidae.
CAAUGGGAGCUCUCCCCCACCAUUCUUAAUGUCAAUCGUCAAACAUAUAAAGGUUGUGGCAAACUGAGGUUAAGUUACAUCUGAAGGUGAAGUGACAUUGGACUGAGGCAGCUUCCAUCCCAAGGCAACUACAGACAUACAAUUCAGAGAAACUUUUUGCAAAAAAGAUUCAAGAUGCUCCUGAUCAUCCUGAUUCAACUCCUGAUCAUCGCAUCAGCAAAUGCCCAGACAACCACCACUGUAGCAGCUACAACUGCAGCACCCACCACUGUAGCACCUACAACUGCAGCACCCACCACUGUAGCACCUACAACUGCAGCACCCACCACUGUAGCACCUACAACUGCAGCACCCACCACUGUAGCAGCUACAACUGCAGCACCCACCACUGUAGCACCUACAACUGCAGCACCCACCACUGUAGCAGCUACAACUGCAGCACCCACCACGCCGGCUACUGUUGCAUCAACCACCACUAACACUGCUGCACAUGCUGGGAUCGUAUCCGUGAGCAGUCUGGUGUUCUGUCACUUCAGUGUUGUUCUCUUCAUGUCCCUCUGUACAGUGUGACUUGGUUGUACAGGUUUUCUUUGAACACAUUUAGCAGUACUUACAAAGUAUUUUUAGUUAUAUUUAGAUACACACUGGUGUUGAUAAGAUUAACAAUCCAUAUGAUACCCAGUGUUAAAAAUUAGUUUGUGCUUAUUUAUUGUAACUCUCAGAGUAAAGUUACUGAUAACUUAUAAAUUCAUGACUGAUGAAUGACUGUUGAAAUGAUGUUAACCAAGCUGAACUGGUGUCAGUGUUUUUUAUUGUUGGAGCAGUGCUUCAUUAAACUUUUCAACUGUUGUUGUCGAUAGAACUGUUUUCUUUAAAGUGUAUUAUAAUUCAUGUGAAGUCACAAAUCUAUGUUGAAGCCAGAAUGUGGACGGAUUAUUUAUUUGGGUCAUUGAUUUGUUAUUUCACAGCAGAUAAAUAAAAUGACACAGCAACAAACA